This is a messenger RNA of Lagopus leucura (white-tailed ptarmigan), 6441 nucleotides long. It is a transcript of the gene TRMT1L, whose product is annotated as tRNA methyltransferase 1 like. The record is from RefSeq and is a predicted model, not a curated record. Gene Ontology annotation, cellular component: nucleus. Bases 109 to 2352 code for a protein of 747 amino acids. NCBI's taxonomy places the organism in Eukaryota, Metazoa, Chordata, Aves, Galliformes, Phasianidae. The transcript has 16 exons. Gene Ontology annotation, biological process: tRNA N2-guanine methylation. Gene Ontology annotation, molecular function: RNA binding.
UAGGUGCUCUGGGAAAUGUAGGCGGUGCGCCCCGCCUCCCGCCCGGCCGGGGAAAGAAAGGCGUGCGGGUGAGGCGGUCGGCCCGGUGUCCUGUUCUCAGCGCAGAAGAUGGCAGCGGAGGAGGCCGCGGAGGCUGGGCUGUCUGCGGAGCGGCUGCAGGAGGCCGAGGAGGAGGCAGCAGAGAAUGGGGCAAGCUCCGCGGGAGGUGGUGAGGCCGCGGCGCUCAAUGGUGAAGUUGGCUGUACGAAAGUGGAAAACAACAACCUGUCUGUGAAAGCUAGGUCAGAAGUAGAAACCAAAGAAGAAAGAACAGAGCAUGAAUCCAUAAGGGAGCCCGAUAGUAACAUUUUGGAUGUUUCAUCUGAUUAUCCAAGAGAGAAACAUCUUUCCAUUCAAAGACAACUUGCUGAUCUAGAGAAACUGGCUGACCUGAAUGAAGCUGAAAAGAAGCCUUGUCCCUUGUGUCCUGAAGAGAAAUUUAAAGCCUGCUAUGGCCAUAAACUUCAUCGUCACCUCCAGAAUUUGCACUGGAAAAUUUCUGUGGAAUUUGAAGGGUACAGAAUGUGUAUCUGCCACUUGCCUUGUCGUGUAGCAAAACCAAACUUCGUUGCAGAUCAGGCGUUUUCAAAGAUGGGAGCACACUACCACUGUAUCAUCUGCUCAGCAACUAUCACACGAAGAACUGAUAUGAUAGGACAUAUUAAUCGCCAUGUCAAUAAAGGAGAAACUGAAUCAAGAUUUAUUACAGCUCCUGCUCCCAAGUCAUCUUGUGAAGUGCUGAAAGAGGCAGACACAGAUGUGCAGGUUCUUCCCAACUAUUUCACACCUCAAAAAACAGACUCCUAUUUUAAUCCCAAAAUGAAGCUCAACAGGCAACUGAUAUUCUGUGCACUGGCUGUUUUAGCUGAGGAACGUAAACCAAUAGAAUGUUUGGAUGCAUUUGGUGCUACUGGUAUAAUGGGAUUACAGUGGGCAAAACAUCUCCGAAGUUCUGUCAGAGUUACAAUUAAUGAUUGCAAUGAGAAUUCUGUGACAAUGAUUCAGGAAAACUGCCAUUUAAACAAAAUGAAGGUGAAAGUGAGCGCUAAGGAAGAAGACUAUUACGAAGCUCUAGGAGAUGGAGAAGAAAAUACUGAUACCAUUGAGGUGACAAAAAUGGACGCCAAUGUUAUAAUGCAUUUGAGAUCAUUUGAUUUUAUACAUUUGGACCCAUUUGGAACUUCUGUGAAUUACCUGGAUUCUGCCUUCAGAAACGUGAGGAAUCUUGGAAUUGUGUCGCUGACAUCCACAGACAUCAGUUCUCUGUAUGCAAAGGCUCAACACGUCACCCUGCGUCACUAUGGAUGUAACAUUGUGCGAACAGAGUACUACAAGGAGCUGGCAGCCAGGACAGUCAUUGCUGCUGUGGCAAGAUCUGCAGCUCGCUGUAAUAAAGGCAUUGAAGUCUUGCUUGCAGUAGCCCUAGAACACUUUGUUCUUGUAGUCGUCAGAGUUUUAAGGGGACCAUCUCCUGCAGAUGAUUCAGCGAAGAAAAUAAGAUAUCUCAUCCACUGUCAGUGGUGUGAGGAGAGAAUUUUUCAGAAAGAAGGCAAUAUGGUAGAAGAAAAUCCUUAUCAGCAGCUGCCUUGUGAUUGUCAUAGCAGUAUGCCUGGGAGGACAGCAGUAGUUCUUGGUCCUCUCUGGUCAGGAGCUCUCUUUAAUACUGGGUUCCUCAGAAGAAUGUUGUUUGAAGCUGUCCAGUAUGGCUUAGAUGAUGUUCAGCCACUUCUGAAAACAGUGGUCUGUGAAGCUGAGUGUACAACUUCCAAGAAUUUUUCUACCCAUAGUCCUUCUGAUGAGAACAAACAAGAAGAGUGUGGCGUAUAUAUUAAAACACCAGAUAUGCUGGCAGAGUCUGAUGUGGUGCCUGGAAAAAGAAAAAAUAAUGAAGUGAUGCGAAAUGCGACCAAACGACAAAAAACUGACAACAGUGCGGAGCACCCUGCAUUUUACUACAAUAUCCACAGACACAGUAUUAAAGGAAUGAACAUGCCGAAGUUAAAUAAGUUCUUAAACUACCUCUCUGAAGCUGGAUACAGAGUCAGCAGAACCCACUUUGAUCCUAUGGGCGUUCGCACCAACGCUCCCUUGGCACAGUUCAAGACUGUUCUCAUGAAGCACAGCACUCCCACGUAUGCUGGGGGGCAAACAGAAGGCCCUCUCCAACUGACAGAAGAUGUCCAGGUGGGAGACCAGCUUCAAGCUGCUGCAGACAGCAAGGCAAAGGAUGAUGAGCUUCUGGAAGAGAAAAAAUCUGGAGACACUGCCGCUAUCUUCGCAGAAGACUGCCCUACUCACUGUGCAGCCAAUUAGUCCAAUCCUUUUGGAUUUACAUGAGAACUUGCACCUACGCUCUGUUCAAGCACACCAGUACUCCUUGCAGACCUGGAAUUUGACAGUUUGAAAUCCCUGCAAUUUCCAUUGGAGAGGAUGUUUUAGAAUUCUAGACCUUAGCACUGAAAGCAAGUGUGUAUGGUUGAGAUGAUUUUCCUGUGGGGAAAAUUAUUAGAUGGUUGGUUCUUUCACACUUGCAUCCACUUUCACACUGAGUAUUGUAGCUAGCACCAAGUCUUUGUAUGGCCUUAUUCAAGCUGCUGGAACAGAAUAUAGGAGAGUGGAUGGGGCCAGAAGUCUGAAGCAUUUCUGAACAUAAAUUUAGUUUGAAUCAGGUGAUCGUUCCUAAAACCUGACCUGUUAGAACUCAAAGGAAGGUCACAUUAAGGUGAUAAAAUACCGCAGGACAAAAUGUGACAUGAAGCCAGAAGGUGCAACUUGGUGCACUUGUAACUCCACAUUGCUCAUGUAAUUUGGCCUUCCGUUUUGUUUCUGUAGAUCUACCUACAGGCAAAAUCCUAACACGAGUGAGAGCAGAAAGGAACCCAUACAGAGCUGUACAUAAACUUCAGUUCCUAACUAAGCAUUUGUCUGUACUCACUCCAGGUAGUUUGUUUGCUCUGAGAUUUAAUUUGGUUGUACACUUUAAAAAAAAAAAAAAAAAAAAAAAAAAAAAAGUAGAGUGAGCAGACAUCACAAUCUGAAGUUCCAGACUAUUAAUUUGUUAAUAGUACAGUUUGCUGUUAAAAGAUCUCUUCAGUGUCUGAGACGCUAUUUGUUGGUAGUCAUUUGGGGUUUCUUGAAAUACAUGGCAACAUUCCAAUCAAACAAACCUGCCUUCAUUUUUAUUUUUUUUUCUCCCCCCAAAAAAAUCAUUUUACUUGGAGGAAAAAAAAAAAAAAAAUUUUACUUGGAUUCUUAGACUCACAGAAUGGCUUAGGUUGGAAGGGACCAUAAAGAUCGUCUGUUUCUACCACCCUGGAGUGGGCUGGUUGCCACCUACCAGAUCAGGUUGCCUGGGGCUCUAUCUAGGCUGGCCUCGAUGCCCACGGGGAUCCCACAGCUUCUCUCGGUGGCCUGUGACAGGCAUCUCUGUGCUCUGAGAAAAGAAUCCCCUCCUAACUUUAAACUAAAAUAGGGGAGAUUUAGGUUAGAACUGUUCCCUGUUGUUCUGUAUUUGCCUGCAUAAGAAGUCGAUCUCCCUUUAAGUAUUGGAAGGUCACAACGAGAUCUCCCCAGAUCUGCCUUCUCCAAGCUGAACCACUUUAGCUCUCUCAGCCAUCCUUCAUAGGAAAGGUGCUCCAGCUUUCUGAUCGUCUUAAUGGUCUUCUGGACCUGCUCCAACACCUCCACAUCUUUCUUAUGGUGCAGUAUUCCAGAUGAGGUCUCACAAGGGUGGGCUUGAGCUGGAUAAUUGCUUCCUUCUCCCUGCUGGCCACUCCUGAUGCAGCCCAGGACACAGUCAGCCUUGUGGGCUGUAAAUACAAACUUUUCAUCCACCAGGACCCUAAGUCUCCCAGGUCUGCUCUGAAUAAAUGUCUGGCAUUCUCCUGACCCAGGUGCAGCAUAUUACACUUUGCCUUCUUGAAACUCAUUAGCUUCAUAUGCAUCCAUUUUUCAGAGCUUGUCCUUUGGAUGGCACCCCUUCCUUUAUCAUGUCAGCUGAAGCACUUGGCAUGGUGUCAUCUGAAAACUUGCUGCAGGGGUACUUGCCUUUGCUCUCUAGCUCAUUGAUAAGAGUACUGAUCCUAGAAUGGAGUCCUGAAGGAUGUCUGCCCCCUGUUCUCACCUCCAUAAUGCCAUUGACCGAAAUCCUCUGGAUGUGACCAUCCAACCUAUUCCUCAUUGACCAAAUAGUCCACACUUAGUUUCUCUCCGAUUUAAAGGUAAGGAUGUGAUGUGGUACCAUGUCUAAGGCCUUGCAGAAGGUAGAUGACAUCAGUUGCUCAUUCUUUGUCCGCUGAUGGCAUUACUCCAUCGUAGAAGGCUGCCAGUUUGUCAGGCACACCGUGUCCUUGGUUGGCUGUCUCAGAUCAGCUCCUUGCUUUGCACAUGCCUUGUUGUAGUUCCCAGAGUGUUCUGUUCCACAGUCUUCCUAGGAAUAAAGAUAAAGCUCAUCAGUGUGUGAAAACCCAGGUUUUCCUUUCUCACUUAAAAAUGAGAGUGAUGAUUCAUUUUUCCAAAUCACCAGAGACUUUGCUUGACAGCCAUGAAUUUUCAAAUAUGAUGGACAGUGAUUUGGCAACCACAUCAACUGCUCCUUCCAGACCUGGGAUAUAUGUCAUCUGGCUGCAUAGGUUUGUAAUGUUCACUCUUACAAGACAGCAUUAGACUUAUUUUUCCCAGUGGGAGGGAUUUGGCUCCCUCAGCUCCAAGCUACAUGUUUAAGGAUGUGAGAAACAUGGGAAGCCUGACCACCAGUGAAGACCGAGGCAAAGAACUUUCUGCGUACCUCAGCCUUCUCCGUGUCUGCUGUUCCUUCUUGUUGUCAAGGAGAGUGUAUCUCAGAGGGUAUGCUCUCCUUUGCCUGUCCCUUCUGACCAGCAUACCUGUAGAAUCUUGUAAUGUUUUUCAUGUCCCUCACCAAGUUUUGUUCCAUGUAUGCCUUGGCUUUCCUAAUCCUAUCUCUACACAUCCAGAUGACACCCCUGGAUUCUUCCCAGGGGUGAAAUCUCAUCCAAUAAUUCCUUCAACAGUCAGAAAUUUGUCAGAACUUCUCCUCAAGUCCAGGAUCCCAACUUAUCUCCUUGCUAGGCCCGUGUUCCUGAGAACAUGAAAUCAGCCAAGCAUGAUCCCUAUGGCUCAGACUGCCUCCAUUUUUAACCUCUUUAAUGAACUCUGCAUUGGUGAGCGAGGUCUAGAAAUGCUUCACAUCUAUUUGGACUGCCCAAUAUCUGGACCAGGAAGUUAUCCUCAAUUAUUCCAGUCCCCUGGAUUGCUUACAGCCUCCUGUGUUGCUUUCUCAGCAGACCUCCAUGUGGUUGAAGUCUCCUAUCAGGAUGAGAGCCUGUGAGCAUGAUGCUUCUUGUAGUUAAAGCAAGAAGGCCUGAUCCGCAGGCUGCCUUCAGCUGGUGGCCUGUAGUAGAUCUGAUCACCAGAAGUUUUUCAUUGGUCUGAUCCUUCAUUUUUACCCACCAGCUCUUAACCUGACCGUGGCUGUUUCCUUAACGUGGAGGAUGCUUCCACACCCCUCCUUCCCUGUUCUUCUCUUCUGAAAUACUUGUAGCCCUUGGUUAUAGUGUCUCACUUGAGCAUUUCAUCCUACCACGUCUCCAUGACAGCAAUUAGGUCAUAGCUUUUUAACUGUACCACGGCUUCCAGCUCCUCCUGUUUAUUCCCCACUCUUUGUGUUGAUGUGGCGGCACUUCAGUGGGGCCGUCAAUCAGCCUUGUUACCUUCUUGGAGGAGCAUAGUUCCUUCAUGACAGUUCAGAGCCUUUCCUCUGCUGCUCCACAGAGUGAUAGUGAUGGUGUUCGCUGGCCCUUCUCUAUCACUGAGAAGUACAUCCCUUUUCCCUAUCAAAUGUAGUUUAAAGUUCUGGUCGUCAGCCCAGCCAGCUUUCUGUACAGAAUAUUCUUGCCCCUCUUUGUCAGUUGUGCCCUAUCCUACAUAUACAUACCCAGUGUCUGGUGGUAUUUCCAAAGUAAUGAAACACCAAGUGUGACAGCAUCCACACAGCAAUUGUGCACCUCACCUGUGCAUCUCCUUUUUCCUGGGUCCCAGUCUCAAGCUGGGAUGAUAAUGGAGAACGCAACCUGCAGUCCCAAUCCCUUUGACAUCCACCUGAGGGAAAUAAAGUUUCUUGAUAUUUUGUAGUUCUCAUUGUAGCCUCAUGUUACCCAGCUUGAAAGAGCAGCAAUGGGUAAUAUCCUCUGGCUUUAUUAACCUUGGAGCUUCCUCUUGCUGUCAUGAAUGCAGGUCUCUGGCAGACAGCAAACCUAUCUGGAGAGAUUGUCCAGAAGGCAAAAAGCGUACCUCAAUGUCUCUGAGCGAGGAGUCUCCAAUUAUUAACACCUUUUGCCUUUUUUUGGUGACAUAAUAAAGAUCUAAUAAAGGUAUUUGGUUGGA